GUUGCUGUUAGUUGACACUUUUACCGAUAAAUGCUGAAUAUAUGUGGCUCGGUUUCUGUUGUCAAAUAGACCUAAAAUGAUCAGCUCUACAACUGGGAAGAAGCGACUUAUGAGCAAAGUAAGAGUAGACUUACAAACACGUUUUACCUGAAAAACGUAAAUAUAAAGCCCUUAUAGUAAAUUAAGCGAUGUUGGGUCAUGUGUUUAUGUGCGUCAUUCAGUCCGUCUUCAAAAGAACAAAAAAACCUCCUAAACCUGGUUUAAUCGCUACAACAACCAUAAUAGCUGCAGUUUUCUUCUUACAUGUUGUUUACGCUAGAAGAAAGAAUACAUUUACCGUUUCGUUGUCGUUUUUGUUCACAUAAAAUUACUACAUGGUGGUAAUUGGUUUAUAAUCAAGAAACAUCCUAAAACCCAGUCCGUACAUCUGAUUUCCUAUUCUCCCGGCGUUCCGCGAAUGUGUCAUACAGCAGGGAUUUGGGGCGCCAGAUUACAGAAGGGCUGUCCUCAGCUGGCACUCUGCUUACCUGCAGAUGUCUGCUGCACUAAGUCUGCGUCUGUUGCACUGCUACUCGAAGAAAGGCACAUUUGGACAUGGUUCUGGUGCUAUGCGCACACUUAGCAUUAGCGCACCGAGAGAGGGCUACAAGUAUGUAAAUGCCCAGGAGCAGCCAACUGACCUGAGGUCCAUCACUGACCGGGCUGCAACAACCCUCUUAUGGACUGAGCUUUUCAGAGGUUUGGCAAUGACCAUGAGCUACCUGUUCCGUGAGCCUGCCACCAUCAACUACCCGUUUGAGAAAGGUCCGCUGUCACCACGGUUUCGUGGCGAGCACGCCCUCCGCCGGUACCCCAAUGGAGAGGAGCGCUGCAUUGCUUGUAAGCUGUGUGAAGCCAUCUGCCCUGCUCAGGCCAUUACCAUUGAAGCUGAGACUCGAGCCGAUGGCAGCAGGAGAACUACGCGUUACGAUAUCGAUAUGACGAAGUGCAUCUAUUGUGGUUUCUGUCAGGAAGCCUGUCCUGUUGACGCCAUUGUUGAGGGGCCAAACUUUGAAUAUGCUACAGAGACUCAUGAGGAGCUGCUGUACAACAAAGAGAAGCUGCUCAACAAUGGAGACCGAUGGGAGGCUGAGAUAGCAGCCAACAUACAGGCUGAUUAUCUUUACAGAUGAAUUGCGUACAUCAGUAACAAACAUUUCAACAUAUAUAUGCAAUAAAAGAAAUAGCUACAUGUAGCCUUACUGAUGCAAAAGUGAAUUAGGGGUAAGCACUGAAGCCAUGCUGCAGAUACGCACAAAAUUAUUCACUGCUAGGUGAAAAAUAUCAUGUUAUUUUACUGACCUACUUUUAGCUGUGACUAUGGCUCAUAAUUUUUAAUGUAUCAAUGAGCUUAUAACAAACUAUUCUCCAACAAAGUGGCAGUUUUAAGACAUUACAUGGAGGAUGGUAACUGUGGGAUAAAGUCUUUUGGACAUUUCUUGCCAGAGCUAAGUUUUUAUGGAAAAAAUGUCAGUUAACGCAUUUGGGGUGUCAGCUUGCCUUUUAUAACUGAUCCACGCUAUUUAUGAUGAAUUCAUCAUCUUACCCACUCCUCUUCUUAAUAUAAUGCUUUCAUCACUCUGAAUCAGGGUCAAGUUGGACUCAUUAAACCACGUGAAUUGAUGCCAUUGUUUCAGAUUAUAAUCCUGCUUUCUAUUAAGCUGACGUAAGCCGUUUUCCACUGUUAACUUUAUUGAAUGUUUUUUAUUCCUUGCGGCUGUUUAUACAAGCUGUUUAGUUCAAUUAAUUGGAGCAGUAUCCACAUUUACGUUUAACUUGACGUAAAGAAUGCAAAUUCUUUACUUAAUUGUUAAUUAAUUGGUUUAUUGCAUUUAUUUAAAUAUCUAUUUAUUUAUUAAGCAUGUCACAGUUUAUCAGCAUCUUACCAGACUCUUAUAAUGAAUUGGACAUUCCUUAUCCCAAGGGUUUAAGGCUGUUGAUAGUGCAGGCCCUGAUUCCAUGGGCAACCUUUGGAAUAAUUUUGCAUGGCCCUCAAUCACACUUCAAGAGUAGCACCACUGGUACUAACACAAGCAAGUGAUGCGGACGGACACUUUCAAAACUUGUUUAUGGCGAGAUCUACGCUGACAAGUUCAAAUCUUUUUAAAAUGGAAAAGUUAAAUAAAAACUCUAUGUUUGUGUUUUAUUUACACUGCCUUUUGCUUUAAUUUUAGUCACAUACUACACAGGACCACAAACAUCCUGCUUACUCAUAGCAGGUUGGGGGCCUGCUAUUCAUUAAAUCUGGCUAAGUAGAUCAAGCAUUUUUGAGAAAAAGAGUGAACCUUAUACUACUUUUUUCUAAGCGAAGAAAAUAGAAAACAGUUGACUGCACAAAGUUAGUACAUCAGAUGCCUUCCCAUCAAGAAUCAGAUUAUUUUGUUUCAUUAAAAUAUUGCAAGUUAGUUUGUGAAAAACAUAUAUUUCUGUUUUUACUUGUUAAAUGACCAGUUUCUUGUGUUUUUAAUUAAAGACAGGUUGACAAUAUUGGGCCAAGUGUCAAAUAACUUGGAUACCCCUGGUUUAAGAACCCCUCCUUUUUAUUUCUUUGAUGCAAAACAGAAGUGGGACAUUUUUGUAGUUUGAUUUUAGUGCAAAGUUCUUACUUUUACCCCCAUUAAUACAUUAUUUUUGGCCUAGCAGUGUUGUGUUUUUAAACUGUUUUAUGUCAAAUUUUGCACAGUCUUUAUAGAGCAAUUACUGUGACACGGUGAUAUAUAUUUUUUGAUUGUAUAACUUAAACUUAUGUCAGUAAUUAUAAAGUAUUAAAGCUUUUUAGUCCACUGGAAUAAAGCAGAUAUUAAACCACGA
Molecule: messenger RNA, 2850 nt
Organism: Xiphophorus hellerii (green swordtail)
Lineage: Eukaryota; Metazoa; Chordata; Actinopteri; Cyprinodontiformes; Poeciliidae
Gene: ndufs8b
Product: NADH:ubiquinone oxidoreductase core subunit S8b
Exons: 7
Coding region: 534-1172 (212 amino acids)
Biological process (GO): mitochondrial respiratory chain complex I assembly; mitochondrial electron transport, NADH to ubiquinone
Cellular component (GO): membrane; respiratory chain complex I
Molecular function (GO): 4 iron, 4 sulfur cluster binding; NADH dehydrogenase activity
Source: RefSeq, a predicted model, not a curated record